AUGGCUAACCCAAGUAGCAGAUCUACACCGACAAUGUCCACAGACUCCUUGGAGCAGAAGGGACAAAAUAUUACUGAAUCAAAUGCAAGCAUAAUUCAGUGUCCUUUAAGCCAGCAACACCGUAGCUCUUUAGAUGGCCCAGUUUCUAUCCUUUGGGAUAUUGAAAAUUGUCCUGUUCCGAGUGAUGUACGCCCAGAAGAUGUAGCUAGUAAUAUAAGAAUGGCUCUGCAAGUGCAUCCGGUAAUUAAAGGAGUUGUUAUGAUGUUUUCUGCUUACGGGGAUUUCAACGCUUUCCCCAGGCGACUUAGAGAGGGCUGUCAGAGAACUGGUGUUAAACCCAUUGAUGUUCCCAAUAUGAGAAAAGAUGCGGCUGACAAAGCGAUCUUGGUUGACAUGUUCUUGUUUGCUCUUGACAAUCCUCCACCGUCCUCUAUCGUGCUAAUCUCCGGAGAUGUUGAUUUUGCUCAAGCGCUCCACAUUCUUGGUCAACGGGGAUACACUGUAAUUCUUGUCAUCCCUGCUGGGGUUGGUGUUUCAUCUGCCCUAUGCAAUGCUGGUAAAUUUGUUUGGGACUGGCCUGUUGUAGCUCGUGGAGAAGGUUUUGUCCCUCCCUCAAAGUUGUUGGCGCAACCACGCAGAAGUUCAGUUGAGCUUGCUGGAUAUGUGAUGGGAUGCCAUAUCAAUGAUAGCUUGAAUGGACAAAAUGAAGAGGAAGCAAUAGUUUAUAGAGGGAUGUCACAGAGCUAUUAUAACUCAAGAGAGUUUUCGCUGGUAUCACAAUCUCUGUCUGAAUAUAACCCACUAAACAUGUCUUGCUUGCCAACGUCUAUGAGAUCAUACAGCCUUCCAACUGGGUUGAAUGAUGUUGCUGGAGGACCAAUGCCUUCUAGCGACAAUACUGAUUGCCAGACAUGGGUACAACCUGGAGAUUUAAAUGGUCUCAAGGGUCAGUUAAUAAGGUUGCUCGAACUAUCUGGCGGAUGCCUUCCCCUUGUCCGAGUUCCAGUAGAGUACCAGAAACUUUACGGUACAAUAGCAGUUCAUCAACAACAACAAAAGCAAUAUUCCCACUGCAUCGUAUUUUCUGGCGCCACCGGCACCACUCAGCUUCCCUUCUCGGCAACAAGAAAACCAGAUUGCGGUCCUACCUAUUCAACAUGGCGGUAA
Messenger RNA from Lathyrus sativus (Indian pea), 1167 nucleotides. Lineage: Eukaryota; Viridiplantae; Streptophyta; Magnoliopsida; Fabales; Fabaceae. The record is from the annotation of a GenBank genome assembly.